GGUGUCGUGCACCAUGGCGACCUCCGUCCAGCAGCCGCCUCAAUCUGGCGGCGGGAAGUGCAAAGGCAGCGCUCAGUGCGUGCCGGCGGCGCCCCGGCAACUGGAACCCGGGCCAGAGGGCCUUCUCAUCACCUGCAACAUGAACGAGCGCAGGUGCGUGGAGGAGGCCUACAGCCUGCUCAACGAGUACGCAGACGACGUGUACGGUCCGGAAAAGUUUACAGGCAAGGAUCAGCAGCCCUCUGGAAGUGAGGGAGAUGACGAUGAUGUGGAGGCUGCUUUGAAGAAAGAAGUUGGUGACCUUAAGGCAUCUACAGAGAUGAGGCGAAGAAGAUUCCAGUCAGUGGAGAGUGGAGUAAAUAAUGUAGUCUUCAUCAGGACACUUGGCAUAGAACCUGAGAAAUUGGUACAUCGUAUUCUGCAGGAUAUGUACAAAACCAAGAAGACGACGACGACGGGUUAUUCUACGAAUGUUACCCUUUCAGGCACACGCAGGGCUAUCUUAGAAGAUGUGAAGAAAUAUGCAGAAACAUUUUUGGAACCCCGGUUUAAAGAUCUAAAAGGGACAUUUCAGGUUGUAUACAGAUCUAGAAAUAACAGUCACAUGAAUAGAGAAAUUAUCAAAGAAUUGGCAGGAAUAGUAAACAGCGUCAAUUCAGAAAAUAAAGUGGAUCUUACCAAUCCACAGUACUAAGUGGUAGUAGAAAUCAUUAAAACUGUCUGUUGCCCAACUGUUGUGUAAGAUUAUAUGUUGUUCAGAAAAUAUCAUCUCCAGGAGGUGGUGAAGAGUACUAAGGACCCGUUACAGCUUAACCCAAAGCAGGCAGCACAAGCAGGAAAUGAGAAAGAAGCUAAAUUGGGGUCUGGUGACACAUCAAAUCAAAAUGACCCAGCAGAAGGAACAAAUAAUCAGCAGGUGGUACCAGAAAAUAGUGGGGAGCUGGAGCAGACAAAACCAAUAUCUGAGACUCAGGUGGUGAAUGAGGGAGGAGCUAAGCCUGAACUUGCAAGUCAAGUCACAGAAGGAUCUGAGUCAAAUGAAAAUGACAUCUCAUAGGAAAAAAAAAAAUCAUCUGGUGUUAGAAGUUGAUUUCUCAACUGGGGUUCUGUGAGAUGUUGCUGGGAUUCCAUAUAAAGUGGUGAUUGAAAAUAUUUCUGAACUUUGUGUGCUGCAUAAUGCUGUGCUCACAGUAGUGAACGAUGAUUGAGCAGCUCUAACAAUUUUGUUAGGGAUCUUUUCUGUGCUGUGUGGCAGUGUGCAGUAGACUCACGUGCAUUUGAGUGAGCUAGGAGAAGCUGUGGAUAAUUGGUGACACUUGCACAGAGGGGAGAGUGGUAGGAGGAUGAUGGCCUGUCCCUCGUGACUACCUCCCCAGCCUCCCUUUCUGCACUGCCAACUGACUUAAUGCGAGCAAACAAGCUCUGUGCGAGAUAUACCCAGAGGAAAAUUUUCGUUCUAAGGAAAGAAUGGUUAUGUGUUGCAACUCAGCUGUCCCCUGCCUCUUUGUUGUAAAUAUUGCAAAAACAUGGGUCGUAUAGAUUAGAAGUGAAUUGUUUUGUGAAGUGUUUAUACUUUUUGUGAUUUUCUUGUUUAGUUAUCAUGCCUGUUUUUAUGUUUUAUUAACAUUUGUUUGUUACAAACAGAUCUGACGGUCCAGUGCUGUAGUUUGUGAAGACAAGGUGUGAGAUAGAAGAGAAGCAUUUUAGGUAUAGAACUACAGAUAUUUCUGAUAAGGUUAGUGAUGAAGAAUUACAGUAUUCUGAGUUACUAUGGUAUACUAGUGCUACCAGGGACACAAAUUCCUUGUUUACAAUGAAAGCUACUUCUCAGUGGUUUUAUAUAGAUUUAUAAUCCAACCUGUUUUGUUCCAUUGCACAUCGUCUGUGGAAAUCAAUGUACAAGCCUAGCAUUUGCUCCAGCAAUUUUAAGUAUAAAUCAUAGCUAUUUGAUAAGUAAAGGUGUUGAUUAUUUUAGAUGACUUUUGGAAUAUCAAAACAGUGAAGCUUUUGUUCAGAAAAAUCACAUUCGGUGAAAAGGUGUAGGAAGCAAAUUAUUUAGUAGCAGAACUUAUUCCAGAAAAGAAAAAUUCACCUAGUUGGUAAGAAUCUAAUAAUACCAAUAUUAAAAUGCUAGGGCAAGAAACAGUACACAAAAUUGAAAAAACUUUACUCUCAAUUUAAUAAAUUGACUUAUGUCACAUGAUGCUAAAGAAGUUUUGUGUAAUUAACUGAAAAGCAACAGCUUCUCUGUCUGGGUUGAUGAGUCAACAUAUUUCCCAGAUAUUUGUGAUGCUCUAUAGCAUUUGUAGGAUUUGUAAAUGAUGCUGAAAUUCAAGAAAACUUUUUCUGCUCCUAGAGGUGCCUCCCCGAAACAAAGCCCAAUAUAAAUUUCUCCUGCGUAUUUGAAAACCAAAGAUUUGUCAUCUCUACUCCUGCUGCCCCAUCAGUGGUUUGUUCCAUGACAAGUUUUGCCUCAUUUUAAUAAAAGAAAAUCCUGAUGUUGAUGUUACAGCACACUGCUUUCUUCACAGAGAGGUGCUGAUAUAAAAAACUUGGAGAUGAAAUGAAGAAAGUUCUCAAUGCUACAAAAAUGGUUAACUUUAUUAAAGACCUGUUUAUGCAAGAACAUUUUUAAAAACCCAGAAACCAAAACCUGAAGAAAGAACACCUAAAUCUACAUAGAGAAAUCCAGUGGCUUAUCAGAGGAAGAGUUCUCAGCAGGAUAUUCGAGUUGAAAGGUGAAUUGUCAGAGUGUUACGAAGAAAAUACUAGGCCAGAUUUUGCUGAAUGCUUUGAAGAUGAAGCAUGGCUACAGAAACUAGUCUGUUUAGCAAACAUUUUUGUAUGAACAAGUUUCUGCAAGGUCCUGGAGACACUAUCUUUUCUUAAGUAACGGAAUUCUUAGAGGAAGCAGAAACUGAGUCUUUCGAACAAUCAUGUUGCCAAAGGAACUCUUGAAAUCAAGGUUCCACAGCCACUUGGGCUUCAGAAUGAAGAAAGACAGCAACAAAUCUCAAGCCUUACUAAAACUCUCCUUGAAGAGCUGCAAAACCAAAUUAAAAAGCAUUUCCCCUUCUUUUCCCAACUGGUGUAUGACUGGAUGAGGGAUCGUUUUUCUAAAUCUUCUCAGCCUGAGAUUGUCUUUGUGAGAAGAGAAAGAACUCUGAGUCCUAGUCUGAUAGUUCUGGAUUUCUGUGCAAUAAGAGUAUCCUUCAACUUAGUGCUCACACUCACAUGCCUUGAGGGUUCCCUUAAUUUGCAAGUUUUUUCAAAGGUUCCUCCAAGGUAAAACUACUGAAAAAAGCUGGAAGAGAGAGACACAGAAGAGAGCUGCAAAAUAAGAUGUCCAGAUUCGGAAUAUUAAGGGGCUGUGAAAUUAGCUUUUGGAGAUGGGUUUAUAUUUAAGUUUUAGAAAGUUUGGAAGUCUUAUAAAUGAUUAUAAAUAUAGCCUGCUCCAAUGUCUAUGUUUAUUUAAUGGCUAGUGAACAUGGGCGUAUAUUUUUAUCCUCCUAGUUAGUGGUCCUGAUUGGUAAACCAGACUGUAAGGAUUUGGGAGGGGCAAAGAGAAUAGACAGGGCCUUGCUAAUGCAGAUGAGACUGCAACUUUUUUAUGUAUCUUUAGAUAUGUAGAAAGUUAACUCUUAAUAGGUUGAAGUCAUCUUGAAAGGGUGAUAAAAGCAUUUUAAGUGUGAUUUGGAGGAUAGGCUUUUGGUGCCUUCAUCAGACUUUUCCAAGACAAAAAUGCUUUUAUUUUGAUAGUGCAAGACUCUGGGACUCUGGGAAUAAAAUUGGCCAUGUGCUUACAGAACAUACAACUCUGUGGAAUUUGGUUUCUUUUACUUUAUGAAAGCUGCUAUUCCACAGAAAGAUUUUGAUUUACUAAUUUGUUUUUAACCCCUGUUUGUGUUUAUUGGUAUUUGGUAGGACCUGAGUGUGAUAAAAGCUGGUUUUCCCCAGCUGUCAAAUAUACUGUGUUCUGUUGGAAUCUGAAUUGAUUGAUUGAAAGCUUUGUUUUCAGGUUUACCAAGUGUUUAUUGUCACUGACAGUUGAGCAUGUUAUUUUAUAAAUGAUGAGAUUCCAAGGUGGGAAUUGAGUGCUUUUUUGCUUCUUUUCAUUUUUAUUUUAAAAAAUUGUGAAAUGGGAACCCUAAUUCACUGCUGGUGGAAAUGCAAACUGGUGUAGCCUCUAUGGAAAACAGUAUGGAGAUUCCUCAAAAAAUUAAAAAUAGGAAUACCUUAUGAUCUAGCUAUCCCACUACUGGGUAUCUACCCAACGAACCUGAAAUCAACAAUCCAAAGAGGCUUAUGCACCCCUGUGUUCAUUGCAGCAUUAUUCACUAUAGCCAAGACAUGGAAGCAACCCAAGUGUCCCUUGACUGAUGAUUGGAUCAAGAAGAUGUGGUAUAUAUAUACCAUGGAAUACUACUCAGCCAUUAAAAAAGACAAAAUCAUCCCAUUUGCAACAACAUGGAUGGAUCUGGAGAGUAUUAUGUUAAGUGAAAUAAGCCAGAAAGAGAAAGACAGAGCAUGAUUUCACUCAUAUGUGGAAGAUAAACCAACACACGGACAGGUAGAACUGUUUUGUGGUUACCAGGGGCUAGGGGGGUGGAGGUAGGCGCAAGGGGUGGAGGGAUGCACUUAGAUGGUGACUGACAAACAAUAAUGUACAACAAAAAUUUCAUAAUAAAAAGAAAUUGUGUCAGUUAAAAAGCUCCAGUGUAGUGGUCUAGUGAACUUGUUUUGCUCUAUGGGGGGAAGAAUGUUAAAGUGGGUAUUUUAAAACAUGUUUCUCUAAGGAUAAACAUGAUUUCUCAAAGUUAUUUUUACUUGUAUUUUGAUUUUGGUAUGGCCAGAUAUUCAGCUUCUUUUUCAUAGUUCCUGAUAUUUUCAGAGAAAUCAAAAUAAAUUUGUUCCCUAAAGAUUGGUGUUCUGUGCUUUUUCUUUCUGCCUCUUAGUAAAUCUCUUGCUUUACUAUAAGUAGAU
This is a messenger RNA of Diceros bicornis minor, 4983 nucleotides long. RefSeq names its product THUMP domain containing 1 (gene THUMPD1). Lineage: Eukaryota; Metazoa; Chordata; Mammalia; Perissodactyla; Rhinocerotidae. The record is from RefSeq and is a predicted model, not a curated record. Gene Ontology annotation, molecular function: RNA binding. Gene Ontology annotation, biological process: tRNA modification.